CAUUCAACCGCAAUGAUUUGCAGUUGGAAGUUGGGGCAAAUUUCUGACUGGUCAAUUCGGUAGUUUGUGGGCCGCUUCUGAUUGGUUGACACUGCGCAUCCUCCAGAUUGCUUCACCUUGUAUCUUUACACCAUGCUCCGACCGGUGUGGAUUCCUUUCUCGCACGGGAGGGACGAAAGUCUGAAUUAGGAGAUCGAACAUUAAUAAUGACAAUCGUUUUGUGCCUAUUUCGCGGCUCCUUUCAGCGCUCGCGUUCACGCCUGAUCGGAUCUGCGAGGCGUACACGCGCCGCAAUACGCAUUCGCGCACGUGUAGGCGCGUAGGUGUGUCGACACGUGGCGCGAGUGUUGGAGCCGGCGCUACAGAGACUUUCGCGGAUUUACAUUCUCGCGUUCGAAGGCGGCGCCGGCAGCGGACUUCUAUACAGGUUGCGCCAUAGAAAGGAUCGAUGGAGAUCGAAAACCAGAUACACACGUACGUUUGAGUGCUUACGCGUAGCUUUCGUCACGCGCAUUCCCGUCCGUUCUCGCGCUCGUAAAGGUCCGUUGAAGGAUAAUAAAAGUGCAGUGUGACAUUUUCGCCGGUGUAUGGCACGCGGGGUCGCGCGCGACAUCGCUUGACGGAGAGGAAGAGCGUCGCUCGGGAAUUUUGUGACGGGCGACAGAGCUGCGGGGAUCAUGGAUUCGAUACGAGACCUGAAGCGGCUGCUGUACGAGCGUACGGAGGCGUUGCGACGUCGCGACGAGAUCGUCGACGUGCUCGAGAAGACGCUCGAGGAGCGCGACGCCAUGAUCUCUUACCUCCAGAACGAGAUCGAUAAGUUCCGGCAGAUCGUCGAUCUGAGCCUGGCGUCUGCUGCCAUCGGUUCUAAUCGGAGACUGAAGCGGCAGGCCAUAUCGGCCGAACCCCUCAGAGGCGACACGAAGCCGGUGGUGAAGUUCGCCAAGCCGCAAAGAUCUCGCGAGCUGAUAAAGACUGCCAUAUUGAACAACGACUUCAUGAAGAAUUUGGAACUGACGCAGAUCCGAGAGAUCGUCGAUUGCAUGUACCCUGUUCGAUUUAUAGCCGGUUCGAUAAUUAUUCAAGAGGGAGAUGUCGGCGCUACUGUCUUCGUCAUGGAGGAGGGUAAGGUCGAGGUGUCGAGGGACGGUAAAUAUCUGAGCACGUUGCAACACGGCAAGGUGCUGGGUGAGCUCGCGAUUCUUUACAAUUGCAAGAGGACAGCGACGAUCACUGCUGCGACUGAUUGCCAAUUAUGGGCCAUCGACCGGCCAUGCUUCCAAACCAUUAUGAUGAGGACCGGCCUCUCGAGGCAGGCCGAAUACACGGACUUCUUAAAGAGCGUGCCAAUUUUCAAAAACCUGCCCGAGGAAACUCUAAUAAAAAUUUCGGACGUCUUAGAGGAGACGUUUUACAACAAUGGGGAUUAUAUAGUAAGGCAAGGCGCGAGGGGGGAUACAUUCUUCAUCAUCAGUAGGGGACAAGUACGCGUAACAAUAAAGCAGCCCGACACAACGGACGAGAAGUACAUUAGAACUUUAAGAAAGGGCGACUUCUUCGGCGAGAAGGCUCUGCAAGGAGAUGAUCUCAGAACUGCUAAUAUUAUCGCUGACGAUCCAGAAGGAGUGAGCUGUUUGGUAAUAGACCGCGAAACGUUUAAUCAAUUAAUCUCAUCCUUGGACGAAAUUCGAACGCGAUACAGGGACGAGUUGGUGGAACGUAGGAGACUAAACGAGGAAUUCCGGGAUGUACGGUUACAAGACCUUCGGACCAUUGCGACUCUCGGCGUGGGUGGUUUCGGAAGAGUUGAAUUAGUUCAAAUUGCCGGAGACAGCACACGGUCGUUCGCUCUGAAGCAAAUGAAGAAGGCGCAGAUUGUCGAGACGCGACAGCAACAGCACAUUAUGUCGGAAAAGAGGAUCAUGAGCGAAGCGGAUUGCGAUUUUGUAGUCAAACUUUUCAAGACCUUCAAAGACAGAAAGUAUCUCUACAUGCUAAUGGAAGCCUGCUUGGGUGGCGAGUUAUGGACCGUUCUCAGGGACAAGGGACACUUCGACGAUGGUACUACGCGCUUUUAUACUGCAUGCGUCGUGGAAGCAUUCGAUUAUCUGCACUCCAGAAAUAUCAUUUAUCGAGAUCUUAAACCGGAAAACUUACUUUUGGAUAAUCAAGGAUACGUUAAACUUGUGGAUUUCGGCUUUGCUAAACGGUUGGAUAACGGAAGGAAGACGUGGACCUUUUGUGGUACGCCGGAGUACGUGGCACCGGAAGUCAUUUUAAAUAAAGGUCAUGAUAUAAGCGCCGAUUACUGGUCCCUUGGCGUUCUCAUGUUCGAAUUACUUACGGGUACGCCUCCUUUUACCGGCGCUGAUCCAAUGAAGACGUACAACAUUAUCUUAAAAGGAAUCGACGCUAUAGAAUUUCCCAGGUCCAUCACGCGAAAUGCAACGGCGCUUAUCAAGAAACUUUGCAGGGAUAAUCCAGCGGAACGUCUUGGCUAUCAAAGAGGCGGCAUCAGUGAAAUACAGAAGCACAAAUGGUUUGAUGGCUUUAAUUGGGAAGGUUUGAAAACGAGAACUCUGGAGCCACCAAUACUUCCACGAGUUCAAAAUGCUGUAGACACUACAAAUUUCGACGCCUAUCCGGCUGAUACUGAUCCACCACCACUCGAUGAUACUUCCGGUUGGGAUAACGAUUUUUAAUGCAAAAACAAAGUAUAAGGGACUUCUAUUUAAUAUUCACAUCUUUAACUACCUAGCAGGAAAUUGUAAUAGGACAUAAUGAUCUCUUAUACGAGAUAAUUGGCGACACCUGCAUUUAUUUAUACUUCUCUCAUACACUACGUGAUAUACAGAUUACAUUACAGUCGCAUUUUAUCAUAUUCUUACAUUUUUUGUCAUAUCUCGCGAUUUAUAAUCGCGAUUCAAACGAAGGGAACUACACUGUGAUAAAAUUUAGAAUUUUCAUGAAUUUCGGACAAUAUUAGCAAAAAUUUAAAGAGAAAACUUUAGAGCUACAAAGUUUAUAUUUAUGUCGCGUUUGACGGGUUCUUCUAGGAGUGUAUCUUCUUCAGUGUUACACGUUGUAAUAGGAUACGUAUGCAAGUGUCAAGUGCCAUUAUUACCUCGAAGAGGUAAACUCAUACAUGUCAUACUUGUGCUCAGAAACGCGGUCACGCGCAAGAAACAGUCAGCUCAAGUCCAAGGGACCUCUUGCCAUCCAUUUAACUUGUCAGAAUGUGCAUAUAGCUCGAUCGGUCAGAUGUUGAAUUUUUUUAUGGCAAGUGCAUUAUUGUUUGAUUUACUUUUUAGAGUUUAUUGUAAGAAUAUUUUAAUUAAUUAUACAUAACGUGACUCUUGUAAAUAAUGAAUUAUAAAUAUCAUAU
Vollenhovia emeryi is the source of this 3385-nucleotide messenger RNA. RefSeq names its product cGMP-dependent protein kinase, isozyme 2 forms cD4/T1/T3A/T3B (gene for). Gene Ontology annotation, biological process: protein phosphorylation. Gene Ontology annotation, molecular function: cGMP-dependent protein kinase activity; ATP binding. The transcript is spliced from 11 exons. The record is from RefSeq and is a predicted model, not a curated record. Lineage: Eukaryota; Metazoa; Arthropoda; Insecta; Hymenoptera; Formicidae. The coding region runs from base 678 to 2702 and encodes 674 amino acids.